Closterium sp. NIES-65 is the source of this 2010-nucleotide messenger RNA. The record is from the annotation of a GenBank genome assembly. Lineage: Eukaryota; Viridiplantae; Streptophyta; Zygnematophyceae; Desmidiales; Closteriaceae.
AUGAGCGACAACCCGCGACCCACGCUUCCAGUGCCCGAAACUGACGUGGCGCGUCCGUCACGUGGCAUUCAGGAUGCUGCUGUGCUCGCAUGCCCCUCCACAGCAGCUGCAAGCCACAGCGACACGGGGAGGCAGGGGAGUGGCGGAUUGUCAUCGUGUGGCGCCGCAGCAGCAGCAGCGGGUUCGGAUAAGAGUAGGGCGUCGAAUCGAGUGGGCGCCACGGCAUCUGAGCCUUCUAGUAGAAGGAGCACGGGAAGCGCACACGCGGAUCAGCGGCCGCUCACUGACGCCGCCGCUGCUGCGCCGUGCAACGCGGAGCCCAAUGCUAGUACCACUGGGCAGCAGCGCGCCGAGCUCGCGAGCCAGAUCGACCUGGGAUCUCCGCAAAGCACCAAUUGCGGCGGGAGCGUAUCGACGGCGAGCGCGAGUCCCGUCGCAGGGAGGGACGGCGUGACGCAAGAGGUGGAAACAGGCAGCGGCGCGGCUUGUAUCUGCCGCGCCAGUCGUCGUCGGCGGAAGUACGCCCUUCCGCUUACAUCCGUGGACGAGGUGACGGGGUCCGACUUCUGCUACGCCAGCCACAUGGGAUUCUUCGACGCGCCACCCUCCUGCGUCUGCGAGCGCGCGGACUGCGCGGACGGAAUAGAGCGCGCUGAGCGGUGGGAGCGGUGGAUGGACGGCGCGAGCCUCGUGGCGCACAUCACACCGUUCGCCAUCAUUGGGGUGUGCAUUCAGUUUCUAUUGGACGAGCUGUUCGGCCCGAACGUGGCGCACGUGACGGACGACGCGCUGACGGUCUUCGUCGACCUGCCCGCCAACAUGCUCGGCGCGUUCCUCCUCGGCCUCUCCGCCAUCCCGCUUCUCCCCGCGCUGCUCGCGCGCUCGCGCCACCUCGCCAUCGCCGUCGUCGUGGGGCUGUGCGGCAGCAUAUCAACGUUCGCCACGUGGAACCAGCGCAUGGUGUCCAUCGCCACGGCGGGGCUCUGGGCGCGCGCCGCCUUCGGGUACUUCACCGGCUCCGCGCUCCCCCUCGUCGCGCUCGUCGCGGGCGUCGACGCGGGGACGGCCAUCCUCCACGCCUCCGCCUGCGCGCCCCCCUCUCCCGCCUCCUCCCUCCUGCCCUGCACGCUUCCAGGCACAAAGCUCCCCGCGCCUGCUCCGCCGUCCGAUCCCCCCCACCACCGCCACCACAUGCUCACCAUGCUGCUGCUCUCCGCCGCCAUGCUGCUGCUGGCGGGACUCUGCGCGCUGCUGCUCCCCCCCACUUGUCUCAAGUGGCGCAUGCUAGCUUGCGCUUGCCUCCUCGCCCCCUUAGGCACCCACCUCCGCUUCCUCCUCCUGCGCUUCAACGGGGGCCCUUUCCCCCUCCGCCUCCCCUUCCUCCCCUGCGCCGGCCCUCCCUGCGCUGCGUCGGAAACGGCGCUGCUGGCGGAAUCAGGGAAGGGCGCGCGCGGGUGGGAGUGGAUGCCGUGGGGCACGUGGAUGGCGAACGUGGUUGCAGCGGCGGUGGAAGCCGCCAUCUCCAUCCUCUUCCUCAAGGUGCGCCUCUGCCGCUCUCAUCUUGUGCACCCCUCUGUCUGUCCUCAUCAUUCCCCUUCCCGCACCACUCCCCCACUCCCUCCCUCUAUUCCCACCGAUUUGCCCCACCCGCCUCCGCACCCCUCCCCACACCAUCCGCACCACUCUUGUCACCGCCUCACUCGCGCCAUGCUCACUCUCCUGCACGCCCCUGUCUUCCCCGUUCUCCUCACCUUGCAGUACCAGAGCACAACGAGCAAGGUGGCAGUGGGGGCGAUGCAGCUAGGCUUCCUGGCGUGUCUCAGCACGGUGUCAAUGCCGUCCCUGGAGGCCCUGUACCUGCACUACACGCUGCGCUCGCCCGCCAAGGCCUACGGCUACGCGCUGCUCACCAUCGUGCCAUCCUUUGCCCUUGGGCUGCUGCUCUACUCGCUGCCCUGCUGGCUCAACGGCUUCGACUCCCUCUACAAUCACGUCGGCACCUCCCUGUGA